AUGGAACGUGUCGAGGCGAACCCGGAGACGACGAUCGUGAAGAUCUCCAUGCCCACGAUAACGGCCUUUGUGCCCAUUCACGAGGCCAAGCGGGCUGAGAUUGAGUGUGUACCCAGGAAGACAUUUCAGUACGGUUCCACCGAAAGGCAUAAGUUGGACGUUUACUACCCCAUCGCCGAGUUCCCUGGAACGCCUCGCCCCGUCCUUUUCUUUUACUAUGGAGGCGGCUUCACAGCCGGUUCGCGCCAGCUGCCACCGCCCAUGGACGUAGGUUAUGGGUUCUUGGGCGCAUACUUCGCAGCGCGGGGUUUCAUCACCGUCAUCCCGGAUUAUCGCCUGGUGCCACAGGCGAAAUACCCAGAUGGUGGACGCGAUGCACUCGACGCUCUGCUGUGGGCAGUCGAGCAUCCCAGUGACAUCCGUCCUGGCAGCUCAGAGGUGGGCGCACUGUUCGUCCUGGCACACUCCGCGGGUGCGGCGCACGUAUGCACGGCGCUGCUGCACCAAGACUUCGACCGGACGCCGCUGGGGGACCGGUUGCGCGGUGUUGUUUUGGUCGGUGCUCCGUAUAGGAUUCUCGACGACGACAUCGUGUACAGGUACUAUGGCGGAGAGGCGCGCGCACGGGCUACUGAGCCGCUCGGUCUUUACGAGAGCGCAAGCGAUGAGGAGGCCCGGGCCUUUGCCAGGUUGAUACUUAUGGCGGAGGCAGAGCGUGAGCCGCAGGACGUGAGGGAAGCAGGCGACGAGUUUGAGAAGGCGCUAGAGAAGAAGGGAGGGAAGAGGGUGAACAGGAUCGUCGCGAAGAGGCACAACCACAUCAGUAUGAUCUGGGCCUUGGGCACUGGCGAUGCAGAGGAGUGGGCGGAGGAGGCCUUGGGAUGGAUCAUGAGAAGGUGCGCGCAUCGUUUUGGUAUCGCAGGUGCUUUUGGUCUGACCAUUCGUAGGCAGAAAGCGGCUUUGCAGGCUCCCGCUCAAUAG
This is a messenger RNA of Schizophyllum commune H4-8, 981 nucleotides long. Its product is annotated as alpha/beta-hydrolase. The transcript is spliced from 3 exons. NCBI's taxonomy places the organism in Eukaryota, Fungi, Basidiomycota, Agaricomycetes, Agaricales, Schizophyllaceae. The coding region runs from base 1 to 981 and encodes 326 amino acids. Gene Ontology annotation, molecular function: hydrolase activity. The record is from RefSeq and is a predicted model, not a curated record.